Molecule: messenger RNA, 1815 nt
Organism: Leptomonas pyrrhocoris
Lineage: Eukaryota; Euglenozoa; Kinetoplastea; Trypanosomatida; Trypanosomatidae
Exons: 1
Source: RefSeq, a predicted model, not a curated record
CAGGAGCGCGACAGCCUUGCGGCGCAGGUGGCUCAGUUGCGGAAGACCCUGUCUGGUUUAGAGGUGGAAAUGGAAGUGUUGUCUCUCGAGCGGGACUUGGCCGUUCAGGAUCGUGAUGCGGCGAAGUCGAGCGUGGUAGAUGCGGAGAUGCUGGCGAGUGAGAAGGUGAAGGAACUAUCGUCCAAGUUGGGCGAUGUCUCAGCUGGGCUUGCAGAAGCGCGGGUGCAAGCGAAGACCGCUCUGGAGAAACUGGGUGCGGCGGAGAAGGACAGCGAUGAGGCGCGAGCAGCUCUCCAGGCGGAGAUGAUCGCACGGAAGACCGAGCAGACAGCGUCACGUGACGAGCUCUGUGCCGUGAUGGCACAACGCGAUGCCGCGCUACACGAAGCGGAGUCGACGAACGCGGAACUGCAUGAGAAGGUGGAAGAGGGACGGCGGAACAUCGCGUUGUUGCAGCAGCAGCGGGAAAGCACAUCCGCGGAGCUCGAGAGCUCUCGAAAGAACCUCGCCGAGGUGCAGACGGCCGCGGCGGGGCGUGCGGAGGCGGCGGCGAUGCAAAACGAAGAAUCAGAGCGCAGGUGCCAGCAGCUGGAGGCGCAGGUAGCGCAACUGCAGUCCGAAGUGCAGGCGACGAAGGAGGAGCUGCACCACGCUGCGGAGAAAGCCGCUGCACUCAUGACACGACUCACCGGUGUCUACGGCACUCCAGCCGGCACGAUCACCACCACAGCAGCAGACGCAGCAGCAGCAAACGACGAUGAUCGUAGCGGCGAUUCGGACGGCGCGGGCGGUGCGAGGGAGUUCGGGUCGUCGUUGUCCUCCCCCGCACUGCGCAACUCAAACCCACAAAGCGAUGCCCUUCUGCUGGCUGAGGUGCGCCACCGACUCCGCGAGCGGGAAGAGGCGAUGCGGCUGCUGGCGGAGGGCGUGGAACUGCGCGAGCGGGCACGUCCGUUGGAGCGCAUCCUCGCGGAAAAAAUGGACGGCGCAGAGGGGAGCAAGCGGAAUACGCCGCCAGAGAUGGCGAUGGUGGACGCCGCCGCCUCCGUGGCAGCGCGCGAGGCGCAGUUGGAGGUGCGGGCUGCGCAGCUCAAAAAGAAGGAGCAGCAGCUGCUGCGAGUGGCACACGAACUGCAGGCGAAGUCGCACGCGCUGCAGACGCUGCAUCUCCGCGCCGCCGAGAGAGGCGGAGGAGGAGGACAGUUCGAAAAAGACAGCAACGACGAAGCGAAGCGCGCGGACACCGCGCCGGCGCAGCUUCCACCCGCGCCCAUCACACCCGUUCGAGCACCUCUGCUGGAGAAUGACAACGUGGAGACGAGCACGAGGGGACAGGGAGACAGCGGCGAGGCCGUCGCCUCCCCUCCGCCGCGGCCACCACCGCAGCCUUCCGCGAUAUUCAUGGCGCCGCCCGACGACGUUGAUCAGCAUCAGCACGCGCGGGGCAGAGACGAGGACGCGGCCGACACGCAGGAGCGACUUGCAGCGGCGACGGAGGCGUACCGAGAUGUCUUGUUUGGGCACAUCCUGGAAACCAACGGCCUGCAGGGCUGUCGUUCCCUGGCGCGGUACCUGCCGGGCCCAACGGGAGGCCACCGAAGUAAUAAUGCGACGAUGACGGACAGCGGCGCAGGGGGGCUGUCGGACAUGGCGCGAGAAACGCGUGCGAUGCUGCGGGCGUUGGAGGACCGACUCGACGGCUCGCGCGGGGCGCCGCGGGGGGUCGACCCGGCGGUGCAGCAGCGCAGCUUGGAGGCCUUUCGAAAACUGGAGAAGGCGGUGCGUUCGCUCUGUGGUGCCAACCUGGAAGCGUAG